Formica exsecta is the source of this 424-nucleotide messenger RNA. RefSeq names its product cytochrome b-c1 complex subunit 9 (gene ox). Gene Ontology annotation, biological process: mitochondrial electron transport, ubiquinol to cytochrome c. The transcript has 2 exons. NCBI's taxonomy places the organism in Eukaryota, Metazoa, Arthropoda, Insecta, Hymenoptera, Formicidae. The record is from RefSeq and is a predicted model, not a curated record. The coding region runs from base 142 to 321 and encodes 59 amino acids.
GUGUUAAUCCUGCAUUACCAUAGACGUAAAAAUCAUUCGGAUCCGCUCGGAUCUUGUAAUCUCGUUAGCUUCUGUUGCUCCUGUUUCGAUUUUUUCGUGGCUGUCUUUUAAAGGAAGACGUUGUAAAAACUAAAAUCAGAAAUGGGAAUCGGUGCCACCUUGUACAAUGUCGUUCUUAGACGUACAUCUUCUUUUGCGGUCGUCGUUUUAGCUUCCACCUUCGUUUUCGAAAGGGGAUUUGAUUUGGCAGCCGACCAGAUUUUCGACACUAUUAACAAAGGGAAACUAUGGAAACACAUAAAGGACAAAUAUGAGGAAUGAACGAGGUAUUUUAGAGACAAUGUGUGUUAGCUUUACAUUUAAUAGAUAUGUGCUCUACCUUCAAAUAUGUAUAAAUAAAUAACAAUUUAAAUUAUUUAUAUAC